Messenger RNA from Culicoides brevitarsis, 860 nucleotides. Its product is annotated as serine protease SP24D-like. The transcript is spliced from 2 exons. Lineage: Eukaryota; Metazoa; Arthropoda; Insecta; Diptera; Ceratopogonidae. Gene Ontology annotation, molecular function: serine-type endopeptidase activity. The record is from RefSeq and is a predicted model, not a curated record. Bases 14 to 772 code for a protein of 252 amino acids. Gene Ontology annotation, biological process: proteolysis.
AUUUUCAUUCAAAAUGAAAUUCUUCAUUGUAAUUUUAGCAAUUGCAGGCAUAACUUGUCAAGCACAAGAACUUAACUUUAUAAACUCGGUUGAAGUCGAAGAACGCAUUGUCGGCGGUGAAUUUGCCGAAGAAGGUCAAUUCCCGCAUCAAGUCGCCCUAUUCCGAGACAAUCGUUUCUCUUGUGGAGGAUCAAUUGUUGGUGAACGAUUUGUUUUAACUGCAGCUCAUUGCGUUUAUGACUCCAACGGUCGACUUAUUCCAACACGUUCCUUAACUGUCCUUUCUGGCUCCACAAAUCUCGAAAAUGGCACAUUUCAUAGUGUUCGUCGCAUUUCUCCGCAUCACCAAUACGGAAACUUUGAAAACGACAUUGCCCUCCUCAAAAUUUCCGACAAAUUCGAGUUUGACAAUUUCACACAGCCAAUCGAGCUGAGCAGAAAUCACGUGGGUCCCAAUACGGUCGUUGAGCUGUCGGGAUGGGGUCGCGUCGGAACUGAAGAUGAAAUUUCCUUCGACUUGAAAUUCACGACAGCUCAUGCUGUGGGCGAGAAAAAAUGUCGCGAAGUAACCGGCGUUCAAAAUGGGAUUUUGUGUCUCGAGUCAGCUGAUGACGAAGGAGUUUGUUUCGGAGACUCCGGUGGUCCGGCAACGGCAAAUGGAAAGUUGGUUGGUGUGGCAAACUUUAUCGUUGACGAAUGCGGAACUGCACACCCCGAUGGUUAUGCAAGUGUCGCUUACUUCUACGAUUGGAUCGUCAAGAGACUCAAAUGAAUGAGAGUGUAAUUAAAAUAUAAAAGUGAGUUUAAUUAAAAAUUAAUAGUCCUUAAUCAAGCGAGAAACGGAGGUCUUUGUUCUUCAC